GUUUUCCGCCCCGCAGUCUCCUCCUCCCGCCCCGCCCGGACGGCUGCGGCGCCUGCGGGUCCGGAGUGCUCGGAGUGUCCUUAGCCCCCCGAGUGCCCCAAGAACGCCACUGGCACAGAGCUCGAGGCUCACCCAGGGCGCCGCGCCCGGGACACCCGUGGAGAGAGCCGUUGCUGUGCGCGUUCUCGUUUGUCCCCAGCGGCCCGCCACCCCCGUGGCCUGUGGCCAGAUCUAACCAUGAGCUACCCAGGCUAUCCUCCACCCACAGGUGGCUACCCACCAGCUGCCCCAGGUGGCAGUGCCUGGGGAGGUGCUGGCUACCCCCCACCCAGCAUGCCCCCCAUUGGGCUGGACAACGUGGCCAACUAUGCAGGGCAGUUCAACCAGGACUACCUUUCAGGAAUGGCAGCCAACAUGUCCGGGACAUUCGGAGGAGCCAACGUGCCAAACCUGUACCCUGGGGCCUCUGGAGGCGGUUACCCUCCCAUCCCCACUGCGGGUUUUGGGCAGCCUCCUUCUGCCCAGCAGCCUGUUCCUCCGUAUGGAAUGUACCCACCGCCUGGAGGAAACCCACCCUCAGGGGUGCCUUCAUAUCCACCAUACCCAGGAGCCCCUGUGCCUGGACAGCAGCCCCCAGGGCCCUACCCAGGGCAGCAGCCCCCAGUGACCUACCCUGGGCAGCCGCCAGUGCCACCCCCCGGGCAGCAGCAACUGCCGGUGCCAAGCUACCCUGGAUACCAAGGGUCUGGGACUGUCACUCCUGCUGUGCCCCCAGCCCAGUUUAGAAACCAAGGCACCAUCACAGAUGCUCCUGGCUUUGACCCCUUACGAGAUGCCGAGGUCCUGCGGAAGGCUAUGAAAGGCUUUGGAACUGACGAGCAGGCCAUCAUCAACUGCCUGGGGAGUCGCUCCAACAAACAGCGGCAGCAGAUCCUCCUGUCCUUCAAGACGGCCUAUGGGAAGGAUUUGAUCAAAGAUCUGAAAUCUGAACUGUCAGGAAACUUUGAGAAGACAAUCUUGGCUCUGAUGAAGACUCCAGUCCUAUUUGACGCUUAUGAGAUAAAGGAUGCCAUCAAGGGGGCUGGCACCGAUGAAGCCUGUCUGAUCGAGAUCUUCGCCUCCCGCAGCAACGAGCACAUCCGGGAAUUAAACAGAGCCUACAAAACAGAAUUCAAAAAGACCCUGGAGGAGGCCAUUCGAAGUGACACGUCAGGGCACUUCCAGCGGCUACUCAUCUCCCUCUCUCAGGGCAACCGGGAUGAAAGCACAAAUGUGGACAUGUCACUCAUCCAGAGAGAUGCCCAGGAGCUGUACGCAGCUGGGGAGAACCGCCUGGGAACAGAUGAGUCCAAGUUCAACGCGAUUCUGUGCUCCCGGAGCCGGGCCCACCUGGUGGCAGUCUUCAAUGAAUAUCAGCGAAUGACAGGCCGAGACAUUGAGAAGAGCAUCUGCCGGGAGAUGUCCGGGGACCUGGAGCAGGGCAUGCUGGCUGUGGUGAAGUGUCUCAAGAAUACUCCAGCCUUCUUUGCUGAAAGGCUCAACAAGGCCAUGAGGGGAAUGGGAACGAAGGACCGGACCCUGAUCCGCAUCAUGGUGUCUCGCAGUGAGGUCGACCUGCUGGACAUCAGACUGGAGUAUAAGCGGCUAUAUGGCAAGUCGCUGUACCACGACAUCUCGGGAGACACUUCGGGGGAUUACCAGAAAAUUCUGCUGAAGAUCUGUGGUGGCAAUGACUGAGCUGUGCCUGGUGGCUUACUUCUGUCCAUCUGCCAGUGAUGCCAGAAAAAGGUCGAAAGUAUGUCCAUUUGUGUCUCACAAGUCCUCAAAAUAGCACCCCCAGGUAUCCCAGUGCGGACCAUCUGUAGAGCCUCAGCCGGGCCCUCUGCCCGCCCCUCCUGAUCUGUGUUUCACACUCGCACUGAACGACCUGGGUCAGCUCCAAACUCUCAGAUGCUUUUCCUUCCCAGCCCUUAUGGCCUCUUGCUGCUAGCGUAGAUGUUUUAUUUGAGUCACGCAAACAUUCCCCUUGGCUUGCGGCUGAGACUCUUGGCUUCAUCUUAGUUGUGUAAUUUUAUAUUUUUAUUUGGAGGCAUUUUUCUGUCGUCAUUGCCAGACAGGUGCAUACAAGUCUCUUUGCUGUGUACACACUUGGAAUGAAAGAGGCUGGGUGGGGGAUUACCAUUCCUCACUGAGGAGUAAAAGGGCAGGCCUUUAACAGUGAUCUGCGCAUCUGGUGAGAAUGUGUCAUCAGCUUUGUUAUUGCCAAACUCACUCCUUUUUAGAAAAGAAAACAGAAGGCCAGAAAGUCAUCUGUUCCUUCUUCCAUGUAAAACCAUGAGAACAAAGCCAGCUCCCUGCCAAUGACAGGGCUUCCUGGAAUGUGCCUUAAAACUGAAUGUUGACAGUCAAAAACUUUCUAAAUUAAAGUCUGCCAGCUCUGGAA
Manis pentadactyla (Chinese pangolin) is the source of this 2443-nucleotide messenger RNA. It is a transcript of the gene ANXA11, whose product is annotated as annexin A11. The transcript is spliced from 15 exons. NCBI's taxonomy places the organism in Eukaryota, Metazoa, Chordata, Mammalia, Pholidota, Manidae. Gene Ontology annotation, molecular function: calcium-dependent phospholipid binding; calcium ion binding. Gene Ontology annotation, cellular component: cytoplasm. The record is from RefSeq and is a predicted model, not a curated record. The coding region runs from base 238 to 1737 and encodes 499 amino acids. Gene Ontology annotation, biological process: phagocytosis; cytokinetic process.